This is a messenger RNA of Ooceraea biroi (clonal raider ant), 1289 nucleotides long. RefSeq lists its product as uncharacterized. Gene Ontology annotation, molecular function: lipid carrier activity. Gene Ontology annotation, biological process: lipid transport. Lineage: Eukaryota; Metazoa; Arthropoda; Insecta; Hymenoptera; Formicidae. The record is from RefSeq and is a predicted model, not a curated record.
AUAUAUGUAUAUGCACAUGUAUCAAAUGCGUCCGUGAAAACGUCCUCUAAGAUUGGUACGUAAGCGAUAUCAAACACUAUGUCAUUAAGCACGUUCUGAUAUAAAGGAGCUUGCGGGUGUUAGACGAUUGGUAUUAGUGUACGCGUAGCGUGUAGCGAAACACCUUGCUGUGGGAUGAAUGUCGUCCUGAUUCCAUUCUUCUUAGCGGCCAAUGUCGUCAUUAACAACACUUCGGAAUGGAGAUUCGGGCCAGAAUACACGUACGAUUUAAACAUGACCUACGACGUGAAACGUGAAGAUGACGCGCCUACCAAUAUCGCACGAGUAAACUCUACGCUCAAGUGUCGCCCCAACGAGUCGAACAGUCUCUUUUGCCGUUUGCUAAACUUUACCGUCGUGGAGCUCAUUGCGGAUCGCUACAAGACGAAGCAGGUUCGCUGGGAACAAAGAUUCGAGAUCAGGUUUAAUGAGAUCGGCGUGGAGGGUCUGCUGGUGGAAUCACCAAUUCGUAUGGAGAUCGUGAACAUUCUCAGGAGCCUUGCCAAUCAGUUUAGCAUGGGUGCCGAUCUACGGAACAGGAUCGAUGUGUCACAAUUCAUGGUUCGGGAGACCACGCCGAUGGGCAAUUGCGCGACCAUGUUGAAGAUCACGCGUGAAGAACCAGAAUCGGAUUCUAUCGAGGAAGAGAACGCCAGCUCUGCCUUCCGGUUCAUGGUAUUGCCGAUGGCGAACGUGGAACCUGGAACGACUCUCUCGAUUGUCAAGGCAAGGACGGGAUGUCUUAGUUCACCGCGAUAUCUCAACGUCUUCUUCGGAAUCAUAAAGAUGGGGAGAUACAUCACCAAGAUACGAAUCGAUGACAAGUUCGAGACCAUCACCCAGUUAGAUGGAAAACUAUGGACAUCUGUGCAUGAUGGUACCGAAUUUCCACCGAAUAUAAGAAUCUUCUUCAAGGAGGUGAUACAGCUCAAUCUAAACAGCAUCGAACCCGCGCAAGACGAAAUUCCGGUCAUCUCCUACAGCAAUUUGAUCGGACUGAAUAUCAAUACUGAUAUGAACAACGACUUUAUUGAUUAAAGAGAAAAGAAAUAUGCGCUCUUUUUCUCAAGUCGCGAGUUUUGCACUCAAAGUUUUAAACCGCACAAUAUUUGCAUUAGAUAUUCAAUCAAAUUAAAUGAAAGUGCAUAGGAGGAGAUUAAUAAAUGGCAUUUAAUAAAAUACAAGUUUUCUAAUGUUCGAUUUCAGGCAAUGUAGAAGAUUCUUAAAUUAAUUAAAUCAAUCAAUCCUUA